Symbiodinium necroappetens is the source of this 195-nucleotide messenger RNA. Lineage: Eukaryota; Dinophyceae; Suessiales; Symbiodiniaceae. The record is from the annotation of a GenBank genome assembly.
GCAAGAAGCAGUUGGUGGACAACAAGCUGGACACGAUGUUUCGUGGUGGCAAGGUGGACAACUACUUCAAGGUCUCCCAACGUGGCUCAAACCUCACCACAGAGAUCCGCGCUGGCAUCACCACCUUCUUGACGGCUGCUUACAUCAUGGCUGUGAACCCGAACAUUCUGAGCACCACGGGGCUGAAGUUCGAAG